AUCGAUAAAGAUAAAAAAUAAGUAAAAUAAUAGAACCACGUUUCAACAGUGCCAUGCGGAGUAAUAUAUUUUGUGUGUGAAUUUGUGUGCUAUAAUUUCGUCGCAGAGGAGCGGAUUACAUAACCUUGAAUCACGGGACUUCAGUAUUGAUCACAUUAAUUUUAUUUAAAUUUUCAUACAAUUAUAAACGGUUGACGGUUCAUACCACAUCAGACCUGACACUUCACCAGUAAGGAGCCAGGCAUAGCACAGCCAUGCAUCGCGCAAGGGUAGUUUUUAAUAUCUCCAACAAAGUUGGCAACACAGAGAGAUUUGCAUCAUGGCUCCUCAACAAACCACAGACCGCCGCUGUGACAGUAAAAGCCAACAGGCUGAAAAGUUCCACGGCGGCAGAGCCCUUCCUCAACGGAUCCAGUUCGGCGUACGUCGAGACCAUGUACAACUCGUGGCUGUCUGACCCCAAUUCCGUACAUGCCUCCUGGGACGCGUUUUUCCGCAACGCAACCGCGGGCGCAGCCCCGGGCGCCGCCUACACUUCACCACCCAACUUGGCGCCCUACAACAAAAACGAGAUGCCCCUCAGUGCCCUAGUGCCUGCGUCCGGCGGCAUGCCUUCCAUAUCUGCUGGUUCCCCAAUUAACGAAAAGAUUAUCGACGACCAUCUGGCUGUCCAGGCAAUCAUCAGGAGUUACCAGUCCCGAGGCCAUCUGGUGGCGCGCCUAGACCCACUGGGCAUAUCCACGGGGGACCCCGUGGAGAGCACGGAGUGGCACGGAGGCCUACGCGGCUUCGCUAGCGAGGCGGUGGUUAGGCAACACGUUCGAUUCGAUGAAGCUGACAUGGACAGGGUGUUCAAACUGCCCUCUACCACUUUUAUCGGAGAAAAGGAGAAGGCACUUCCCCUCAGGGAAAUCCUGUACCGCCUCGAGCAAGCGUACUGCAACAACAUCGGAAUAGAGUUCAUGUUCAUCAACUCCCUGGAGCAAUGCAACUGGAUCAGGCAACGCAUGGAACCCCCGGAUGUCACCAAAAUGAGCAACGACCAGAAGAGACUCAUCCUCGCACGCCUUACUCGAUCUGCCGGAUUCGAGAACUUCCUCGCGAAGAAGUGGUCUUCAGAGAAGCGCUUCGGUCUCGAGGGCUGCGAGAUCCUCAUUCCUGCUAUGAAGCAGGUCAUAGACGUGUCCACGAAGCUUGGCGUGGAAUCCAUCAUCAUGGGCAUGCCGCACAGAGGUCGACUCAAUGUAUUGGCGAAUGUUUGCCGCAAACCUCUGCAUCAGCUGUUCACCCAGUUCGCCGGUCUCGAAGCCGAAGACGACGGCUCCGGUGACGUCAAAUACCACUUGGGAACCUACAUCGAGCGCCUGAACCGCGUCACGAACAAGAACAUCCGCCUCGCUGUCUGCGCCAACCCGUCCCAUCUCGAGGCCGUCGACCCCGUGGUGCAGGGCAAGACUCGCGCCGAGCAGUUCUACCGUGGCGACAAUGAGGGCAAAAAGGUGAUGUCCAUCCUGCUCCACGGCGACGCAGCCUUCGCCGGACAGGGCGUGGUGUUCGAGACCAUGCACUUGUCGGACCUGCCCGCCUACACCACCCACGGCACCAUUCACAUUGUCGCCAACAACCAAAUUGGAUUUACCACCGACCCUCGCCACUCGCGCUCAUCUGCCUACUGCACAGACGUGGCCCGCGUAGUGAACGCCCCGAUCUUCCACGUGAACGGCGACAACCCUGAAGCCGUGAUGCACGUGUGCAACGUGGCCGCCGAGUGGCGCGCCACCUUCCACAAGGACGUGGUCAUCGACAUCGUCAGCUACCGCCGCAACGGCCACAACGAGGUCGACGAGCCCAUGUUCACACAACCCCUUAUGUACCAGAAGAUCAGGAACACUAAGCCUGUGCUGGAGAAAUACGCCGCCCAGCUCAUCGCUGAAGGCGUCGUGACGGCGGAAGAAGUGAAGGACGUGAGCGACAAGUACGUGAAGAUCUGCGAGGACGCCUACAACCAGGCCAAGCAGGAGACCCACAUCAAGUACAAGGACUGGCUCGACUCGCCCUGGUCUGGCUUCUUCGAGGGCAAGGACCCUCUUAAAGUGUCCCCGACCGGCGUAGUAGAGGAGACCCUUGUCCACAUCGGCAAGCGUUUCUCUGCGCCUCCCCCGAAUGCGGCCGAGUUCGAGAUCCACAAGGGUCUGCUCCGGAUCCUCAAGUCUCGUAUGGAGAUGGUCGAGAACCGAACCAUCGACUGGGCUCUGGCCGAGGCCAUGGCGUUUGGUUCCCUCUUGAAGGAGGGCAUCCAUGUUAGACUGUCCGGAGAGGAUGUCGAGCGUGGCACCUUCUCGCAUAGGCAUCACGUUCUCCACCACCAGAAGGUGGACAAGGCGACGUACUGCGCGCUGGCGCACCUGUACCCCGACCAGGCGCCCUACACCGUGUGCAACAGCUCGCUGUCGGAAUACGGUGUGCUCGGCUUCGAAGUAGGCUACUCCGUGACCAACCCCAACGCGCUCGUGCUGUGGGAGGCGCAGUUUGGAGACUUCAACAACGUGGCCCAGUGCAUCAUCGACCAGUUCAUCUCGUCCGGACAGGCCAAGUGGGUCCGCCAGUCCGGCAUUGUGCUGUUACAGCCUCAUGGCAUGGAGGGCAUGGGCCCCGAGCACUCGUCGGCGCGCCUGGAGCGCUUCCUGCAGAUGAGCUCCGACGACCCCGACUACAUGCCGCCCGAGAGCAACGACUACGAAGUACGCCAACUCCACGACUGCAACUGGAUCGUGGCCAACUGCUCGACGCCAGCCUCCCUGUUCCACAUCCUGCGGCGUCAGAUCGCGCUGCCGUUCCGCAAGCCGCUCAUCAUCAUGACGCCCAAGUCCCUGCUGCGCCACCCCGAGUGCAGGAGCUCCUUCGACGACAUGAGGGAGGGCACCAGCUUCAGGAGGGUGAUCCCAGAAGAAGGCCCCGCUUCAAAGAACGCUAGCGGCGUUAAGAAGCUGGCUUUCUGCACCGGUCGCGUCUAUUACGAUAUGAUCAAGGAGCGCCGCGAGAAGGGACUCGAAAACGAUAUUGCCAUCUGCAGGCUGGAGCAAAUCUCGCCGUUCCCGUACGACCUGAUCAAGGCGGAAGCCGCCAAGUACAGCAACGCGCAGCUGGUCUGGUCCCAGGAAGAACACAAGAACAUGGGCUCCUGGACCUACGUCGAGCCCCGCUUCCGGACCCUGCUGCAGAACCAGCGCACUAUCAGACCAAAGUCAGGGGGUAGCUGGCUAGGGCAACUAUUCGGCCGCGCGCCGCCGCCGACAGGCGAUGACACAGAGACUGUGCCGCGCACCAUUAGUUACAACGGCCGCGCGACCGCCGCGUCACCCGCCACGGGCUCCAAGGCGGCCCACAACAAGGAACUCAAGAGUCUGCUCAACGAGUUCUGCGCGUUAUAAAUACCAACCUCGGUACCAUAUUGCCAACUUUGUUGAAUCUAUACAACUGUACGUGCGCCACUUUUAAACAAAACUGUCAUUUAACCAUUCGUAGGCCCUUUUCAAAAAUUUGCUACAACAUGACCUUGUAAUUGUAAAUUACAGUCCAAAUUGGAUCGUAUACGGGACAAGGCAUACGAAAGGUUAAACCUUUGACCGCUGAAGAGCGGCUCAGCCCGAUAUCAACCUUCGUGCGAUACGAUAAGGUUCACUAUGACGCGCCGCACUCGAUAGGCGCGUUCCAAAAUUAUAAUUAUUUUAGCUAUAGUCGUUCGAUUUGUAGCUGGCCCCGAACGGCUAAUCCUUUAAAUUGUCUGUUGUUAAGUAAAACCGCACGUGCCACUACCUUCAAAUACCUUGAUUAUUGAUGUCGUAUUUUUAUAAUACGACCAUGGCACGACUCGAAGUGCAUUACACGCGCGCCAAGCAGAGCGAGCGAGAUGCUUUAAGACACUACUCGUAGUGAAUUUGUCUAAUUUUAAUGUGAAAAACCUUUAUAAAAUAAACAUCUGUAUUUGUGAGCUGUGAACGUUAAUUACCUAAUCACGUCGAGAGCAGAAAUUACUUCGCUCACCGCGAGAAACAAACGUACAAAAAAUUUGAUUCGACGAAAUCCGCGUGUUAAUUAUUCGUAUGCUGUGUGUUUGAAAGUGGAACUUAUACUGUUUUAUUUAAUCUAGGCCAAAACAUCAGCCGAACGCGACCGCGAACUUUCAUUUCACCGAAUCUUAUUUUCUAUAAAUUGUAUUAAUUCAUAGGUUUUAUUUAAAAAACGAAAUUAACGACUGGGUUUGUUUUUCUGUCAUUCUGUUACUUGUCAGUAUUUUGGUGUAAUUCUCUCCACGAUUAGGUAGGAUAGUUAGAUAAAUUCUAAUUUAUUUAUUUAAUGUAGCUUUACGAGACAUGUAGGUUUCAACUAUUUAUUUUUAUAAUUAAAGCAAUAAAGCUUAUCGUCUCCACUGUGUUAAUUUAAAUUUAAAUUUAAAUCUACAUUAUGCAAUGUAGCCAUUUGACAGUUUGUACAUAAAUCUAUUCAAAUUUUAUUUUUUGUAUGAUUUUACAAAUAUCAGUUCUAACGGGUUAACCACAAUACGUUCCUUAUGCUAGUCCGAAACGUCAUCUGUUUAUGUAAUAUUAGGACGCACUUACGAUAUUAUAUACAAGAUAUUACCUAUAUAUUAGCUAGUAUUACUAAUUAAUAAAACUCCGCACUAUUACCGAAAAAGGCACAGUAGCAUUAUAGAGGAUAAUUUAGACUCACCGACAUGGUUUCGCAUUCUACUCCAAUCAACGAGUAUUGAUUCUUAUAGUUAAAGACGGCGACUUACUUUGACGCACGACCACGCUACUCAUAUCAUUUUAAUGCCCUUUGUACUAAAAGUAUAUUCAUUCUAAACUGUACUUUUAAACAUUACUUAUUUUUAGUGCUUACAAAAUUUUGUUCUCGAAGCACUUAUGGGAUCACUUCGGUCUUGCGAAUCAAAAAAAUGCGUUUUUUAAAAUGUUGUUCAUUUGAAACUAAUGCGUCUGUUGUUGAUCGUCUGUUUUCCGGUCACUAAAUUUAAUGGUACAUGUUUAAAUGAUAAUGCUGUUUAGAACGAAGAUACAAUCCAACGAUGCGCGUUCAAACUUUCAAUUGUUCGUGGCUCGAACGAAUCGUGUGUUACAGUGGGCUGCCGCUUUUAAAUACGGACGAAUUGUAACAGCAUGUUUGUCCCUCGUUGAUCGGUCUAUCGCGCUGUACAUACGCUAGUAGUCUCCACUGUCGGCUUGUAAGGAAUAACACCAAUCCUAACUUGUACAAAACCUACUAUAUCUCGUAUUUCGAGUGUAAUGUAUCUAAUACCUAAUCUCUAUGUAGAAUUAACGUACUUAUUUCACUGAUAGAGAAAUGUUCUCGCCCUAAAGCAAAGAGUUAUUCAUUUUAAUAUCCUCCUAAGGCCCAUACAAGAAUGCAAGUGCUAGUGAAAUUUGAAUCUAUAGCGUAGGAAAUAGAGUUGAUUUUUCUUUAUUUGAAAAUUUUACUAAAGAAAAGAUGCAACUAUUCCAUUUGUAAAUGAUUUAAAUUUCAUCACACUUAAUAACUUCUAUACGUACGACCUUGAGCUUUAGAAGGAUAGAGAAAAGUCUAAGAAAAAAACAUGCCACCUAGUUUGACAGCCGAAACAGACGGCACUGUACUACGCCCAUAGACAUAGUAUAUGCAAGUAGUUAUAGACGCGCCACCGAGCGACCGGGGGUAAGAGAAAGAAUAUUCAUAUAAAAUGUAUACUACUGUAUUUAUCCGUUUUGCAUGUCCAAUGUCUUUUCUCUUUCACUCUUAUAAAUUUCGGUAUUUCUCCAUAACCUCCUGCCCCACAUAAUGUCAUAACCCGACCAUGAAAAAAUGCCCGGUCGGUGAUAAAGACAAAGCAUGGCACUAUUUUCUCUUUCCUCUUAUAGGAAUCGCAAUAAGGCUAUCUUUCUCUAUCAAAGAGUGUCAGGCCCUUGACUACGCCACAUGUUUUGUUGUCACUGAAUUGUCAAAUGUCAACUUUUGACAAGCAGCGCAUUACCGAACCGGUCAGCGUCAUUUCGUUUAGCUGUUAAAUUCGAAGCACGAAAUUGUCUUGGACUUAAUCUUACACAAUGAAUGAAUCUUUGGCUUUAUAAUGGCCACGUCAGUGGAAUUGUAGUCAUAUUUUGAUUGGCUUUAUAUUUAGCGUUUUAGAUGCACCGUUAUUGUUUGAUAAUUUUGAUGUUCUGUAUUUGAAAUGCUCAGAGAAUGGAGAGUGGCAGGUAAUUUGUGAAGGUGUGGAUGCAAGGUCUGUGGAAGGAAUACUGGGCCUCUUUAUUGCUAUGUUAGUUUGAACAAGUUAAUUUACAAAUAAAUAUAUAUAUAUUAAAUAA
Molecule: messenger RNA, 6359 nt
Organism: Cydia strobilella
Lineage: Eukaryota; Metazoa; Arthropoda; Insecta; Lepidoptera; Tortricidae
Gene: Nc73EF
Product: 2-oxoglutarate dehydrogenase complex component E1
Exons: 24
Coding region: 255-3431 (1058 amino acids)
Biological process (GO): tricarboxylic acid cycle
Cellular component (GO): mitochondrion; oxoglutarate dehydrogenase complex
Molecular function (GO): thiamine pyrophosphate binding; oxoglutarate dehydrogenase (succinyl-transferring) activity
Source: RefSeq, a predicted model, not a curated record